This is a messenger RNA of Colletotrichum navitas, 1240 nucleotides long. RefSeq lists its product as uncharacterized. NCBI's taxonomy places the organism in Eukaryota, Fungi, Ascomycota, Sordariomycetes, Glomerellales, Glomerellaceae. Bases 176 to 1087 code for a protein of 303 amino acids. The record is from RefSeq and is a predicted model, not a curated record. The transcript is spliced from 2 exons.
CGGUGUUUUCCCUCGAAUGGAGACUUGAGGGACGAACACCUUCGGCGCAGUCGUCAGCACACUACCAAUUUCUCGUCUUCAACCGCGAUAGACAACUACCAGCUCAUCCACUUUCAAUCGUAUAAGUCGCGAUUAUCAUCGUCGCGAACCAUCCACCCCCUCAUUCGCUGUCGCUAUGAACAAAAAUUGGAACGACAGGGCCGACAAGGACCUUUUCUUCACCAUCCUCUCCGUCAAGAACAUUGGCGUCAUCAGCGGCUCGGAAUGGACCACCAUCGGCAACCACAUGCGCACCCUGGGCUAUGGCUUUACAAACGAGGGCUGUCGGCAACACUUUCAAGGUCUUCGCCGUGCCCAACACAAAGCUGAGACCAACGGGGGCAGUCCGGACAACCCUCGGAAGCUUGAUCCCACCACAAACCCGAUUACCCGUCGUCCUGGACCAGGUCGCGGAAGGCCCAAGAAACAGCCUCAACAGCCUGUCCCAAUGCAGCUUCCUGCUCUUUCUAACCAGCCCAGCCAAGUCGCUCAGCCCGGUCAAGUUGUCCAGCCCGGUCAAGUCGUCCAGCCCGGCGAAGUCGUUCAACCCAGCCAAGUCAUUCAGCCAGGCCAUCCCGGUCAGCUUGGACCUGACCAAGGACUUCAAGCCGACCAACCUGCCCAACCUGAACAUCAACCCGACCACCAGCAUGAUCAUCAGCCUGACCUCCAUCAGCCCGAUUCCCAUCAGUUGGACCACCAGCCCGACCAUAGUCAGUCCAUUCAAAACGAUCAAUCACAUCAACAACCAUCUGUAAUAUCCGAUGAUCUCGGUGCUUUGCCGGAAUCCUUGGAUCUUCCUCUCAAGGAGGACUCUCUCGACAUAUCCCUCAAGGAAGACAACGAUGACGAGCAGGACGGCCACGAUGCUAAGAGAAUCAAGCUCGAUAACCCCCCUCAGGAUCCUUCCCUUGUUGAUGAUGAAGCCGUAUUAGCUUUGGCCGCCCACAGUGAGGCUCCUUCCGUCGAUGGCUAUGCUUCCGAGUAUCCAACAGCUGGUCUAACGGGGACGGACCCGCACAGCUUUACCUACAAUGGCGAGACAUAGGAUAGAAACCUGGCACUUGAGAUGGCUGCUAGCGUGGUCCAGAGCUCGGGCAGUGGCAGUUGUAUGGCUCAAGACUUGCUUUCAGAUCAACGGUGUCAGGCGGAUUAAUAUUGCUACCUAGAACCAGUUUUCUCCGGUCAAGGCGUUGUGCAU